AUGGCAGCGAACGAUGGCCCUAAGCUCCUUUGGAACCCUGACAACGUGCGAGACGUUGCCGAUUCGAUCGGAAUUUCGCUCUCGGACGAACCGCUCCGCGUGCUCGCCCAAGAUGUCGAAUACCGCAUCGGCCAAGUCAUCAUCGAGUCGCUGCGCUUCAUGCGUGCCGCCAACCGCACCACCCUCACCGUUCAGGACAUGUCUCAGGCGCUGAAGGUGCUCGACGUCGAGCCGCUGUAUGGCUAUGAGUCCACCCGGCCGUUGCGAUACGGCGAGGCCAGCCUCGGGCCCGGCCAACCGUUGUUCUACAUUGACGAUGAAGAAGUCGACUUUGAAAAGGUGGUCAAUGCCCCUCUUCCGAAGGUACCACGGGAUAUGAGCUUUACGGCCCAUUGGCUCGCGGUUGAAGGCGUCCAACCGUCUAUCCCCCAGAACCCGACAACCGCCGAGACGUCCUCCAAGGACCUCCUACCCAAGGGCCCCGGCGCCAACCCAGCCCUGGCGGCUCUCGCGGGUAACGACAAUGUAUCCUUCCGACCCUCAGUAAAACACGUCAUCAGCAAAGAGUUGAUCCUCUACUUCGAUAAGAUCCAAGCCGCCGUGUUAGACGAAGAUCCCGACGAAGAAAAGAGCCGCCUUCGGGAAGCCGCCCUCGAAUCAGUUCGCUCCGAUCCUGGCUUACACCAACUACUCCCUUACUUUGUCAACUUUGUCACCAACCAAGUCACCCACCACCUCGACGACCUCUUCAUCCUCCGCCAAAUGAUGGAGCUGGCCGAGGCUGUCAUCCAAAAUCCCAACCUUUUCCUCGACCCCUAUGCCAGCGCCCUAUCCGCGCCCGUCCUCACCUGCCUGAUGUCACGCAAACUGGGCAACGGCAGCGGGGCGUCAUCCGAAGACUCACCCGACACCCUGCGUGAGCAGUACAACUUGCGCGAGCUAGCCGCCAGCCUGCUGGAGAUCCUCGCACGCAAGUACGGUGCGAGCAACGCGUUGCUGCGGCCCAAGCUGACGCGCACCUGUCUCAAGCACUUCCUGGAUCCGACGCGCUCGCCCGCUGUGCUGUUUGGUGCUGUGCGUGGUGUCGCUGCCGCCGGUGGCCCGGAAGCCGUGCGCGUGUUGGUGCUGCCCAAUAUGAAGAGCUUUGACUCCGCCGUGCUGCAGCCGCUAUCCGACAAGGGCGAGUCCCACGCGAUGGAGCUCGAGAUGUUAGUGGGCGGGAUUAUGAAGGGGGUGGAGAGCCUGGUGGGUGGGUCUGGUAUUGCCGUUGCUAACGGAGUCAGCGCACCGGAACUGUCGAGGGAGGCGGAACAGGUUACGGAGUUUGUUGGGCCCAUUAUUGGUCAACGCGUUGCGCGGUUAAGGAAUCACACGUUGAAUAGGGCGAUCCUGGAGGUACGGCAUUUGGAAUAG
Messenger RNA from Dichotomopilus funicola, 1413 nucleotides. Its product is annotated as TAF6-like protein. Gene Ontology annotation, cellular component: transcription factor TFIID complex; SAGA complex; SLIK (SAGA-like) complex. Gene Ontology annotation, molecular function: transcription coactivator activity; RNA polymerase II general transcription initiation factor activity; protein heterodimerization activity. Lineage: Eukaryota; Fungi; Ascomycota; Sordariomycetes; Sordariales; Chaetomiaceae. The record is from RefSeq and is a predicted model, not a curated record. The transcript is spliced from 2 exons. Gene Ontology annotation, biological process: transcription initiation at RNA polymerase II promoter; RNA polymerase II preinitiation complex assembly. The coding region runs from base 1 to 1413 and encodes 470 amino acids.